Messenger RNA from Diaporthe citri, 729 nucleotides. RefSeq lists its product as uncharacterized. The coding region runs from base 1 to 729 and encodes 242 amino acids. The transcript is spliced from 4 exons. The record is from RefSeq and is a predicted model, not a curated record. NCBI's taxonomy places the organism in Eukaryota, Fungi, Ascomycota, Sordariomycetes, Diaporthales, Diaporthaceae.
AUGUCAGUUCCCAGACAAUCCGGCUUGGAUGCAUUUUCGGGCCUCGACUUGUGUGCAGUUCCACUCGCCAGUCAUCCUGAUGGACUCCCCCCAAACUUCGAGAACCCGCCGUCCUUGAAAUCAGCCCUCAUUGCCAUGAUAGCAAUGAUGACUCCGUUUGCAAUCGUGAUCACCUCUGGGCGACUCUAUGCCAAUAGAACAGCUCUCAAGCUGGCAGACUAUUUCAUGAUCGUCGGUCUGGUCCUCAAUAUCUCAAUUGCAGGCAUUGUCCUCUCUUUAUCAAAGUACUAUCGCCACCCGUGGGACACCCCUAUUUGCUGGAUGGACGUGAGGUACCUCAAACUGGUCCUCACUGAGGUUCUGCUGGUUGGGCCUGCCCUCUUCUUCCCCAAAGCAGCUAUGUUUCUUUUUUACCUCCAAAUCUUUUCUGUCAAUAAAACUAUCAGGAUCGGCUCCAAAGUCGGCCUAGUAAUUGCGUUCCUGGCAUACUUUCCCCCAAGUCUUGCUCUCUGCUAUUUCGACGCUCCACACGUCGGACAGACUUGGGAGGAAUUGAUAUUGUCGGACCUUCCAACGAAAGGGAUUCCCGGUGGAAUUGCCAUUGGCGCUGCGUCUGUUGUCGUAGACAUCUAUGUUUUCGUCCUACCCCUGCCAACUCUUUUUUCUCUCAACAUGGCCCUGUCAAAACGAAUCCAGCUUCUAGCAUUGUUUGCAACAGCCUUCAUGUAA